UUGCAUGGAGUGAGAAUUUCAAGUAGAUAGGGAUCAAAAUCUUUUGAUAAACUCGCUAGUCAAGGUAACUUGAUGAAAGCGAGUACAUAAAAGCGAGUACAUUAGCUUUGAAAGCCUUUCGUUAAACAACUUCUCAGAUUUAUCGCACUUACAAAAUACUUAUCUCACUUAAGAUGCUAUCAAAAACGCUUUACUAGUUCAGUUGUUUGAUUUCGGUUUUGUCUAGUACGCGGCAUUGCGAGAGAAACAAAGCUAUCAGCGGGCAAUUACUGCAAGCCAAGGCGUGAUAACACGAAAGAACAGUGCUUUUUGGAGGAUAUGACAAUUUGAUAAUUAAUUGUGCAACAGGAUGUUAGGAUGAAAGCUUCGAUGCGGAUAAUUUGCGCUUAACGAGUGCGCAGCGUCAGUUUGCUUGGACCGUUUUGUAAUCCUGGGAGGGAUUAGUUCCUUUUCCUAGAAACAUGACCACACGGGUGCUCGCUAAAGGCGUUACACACUAGCUUGAAACUAUAUCGUAAACAUGACAUUAUUCCCAAGAAGUAAAAAAAAAUGUUAGCGAAUACACGGGUAAACAGAGUAUUGAAAAAGUGAAUGCGAUUGCUUACUUGACAUAAUGUAGACCAAUAAUGCCCAAUGGAUUAUACGAAUUCAAUUUCACACCUAUCGUGCUGUGUGCCACCAUAAUGCCAAAAUUGACGCCCAGAAAUGCGAGACACUGCCCAUUUGUCUACCUAUUUACACACCUAUAAACAUUUGUUUAUUUAUCUAUUUAUUAUUAAUUUACUGUAAACCCGCCACACCUGUAUUACUUACUACUCGGAUCGUAUAGUUUGCAACAGACGUAUUCCAAAUUCAACCAGCCAAAUCUGGAAACCCAAACAUAGCUUUAAGUUCGCAAUGACUUAAUUACACACGAACAUUGUCCGUUGUCCAUUUAGAACGACUAAUGCUUUUUCUUUCUGGCUAUGGGUAUUGUUCUCCUGGAUCGAACGUGUAAUACCGAGCCCGGAUAUCUCACAUGUAAUUAUUUUGCUUUUACUGCGACGAUAUUAUUUCACAAAAAGAACAAACAUGAAAUGAUUGUUAACUACUCACAUGUUAGAAAAAUAUGCAACGGUAAUUCGGUGUGUGUUGAGGGGGAAUCUUAAAAAGCAAGGGAUGUUUUGUUUAAUGACAAGUUGUUGACUGUGGCUAAGGUACAGAAAAUGGCGACGGGUGUGUCUAGAGUGAAAUCCACCACCAUUAAAAAAUAUGAGUGAAAUGUGAAUGAGCCAGACUUGAUGCUCUAUGGUGAGAGCUUCUAGGAUGUCGCGCACAGAAAUGCUACCUGUCGAGUGAUGCGUCUACAAUCUACAGAGGAUGAUGCGGGCAGGACCGUAGAGGUCGAUCAGGCGAGGGACACCUAUGAAGACGCUUACUACCCAACGAGCUCAGUGGAUAGAACCAGCAGUACGCCGACCGGCGAAGCCUUGCACGGUAUAACAAGCAAAAGCGGUGAUCCAGCCGCACUCGCAGCAGGUGCAGGAUCGAGCGAAGCCACACGUACGCGGCGGUACAGAACCGCCUUCACGCGCGAACAGCUCAAGAGGUUAGAGAAGGAGUUCAUGAGGGAGAAUUAUGUGUCGCGCACAAGGCGCUGCGAGCUGGCCAACGCGCUCAACCUCUCAGAAACUACCAUCAAGAUCUGGUUUCAGAACAGGCGAAUGAAAUCCAAGCGGCGACGCAUGGCCAUGGGCCUCAAAGCGGCAUCUUCUCUCUGUCCCUCGGGCUAUAGCGGCCCUGGCAAUGGACCCUACUAUGGUGGCCUGCACUACAUGCCAUGGGCGUAUCCAAUGAACACACCCAUGUGGUCGCAUGGCGCGCACUUCGUUCACUGCGACCCCUGCCACCAUUCGCACGAAGGCGCUGCCACCGCCACUCCCUAUCGAAUGCAUGAGGCGCAGACUACUAACACCUGCACGACCACUGCAUUUCCUUGGGGUAGCUCAGACACGCAUCGCCAGGAUGUAUAGCUCCGACUUUAGCUUAUUCCUUGAUAUUUAGGUGCAUGAUGUUUCUUGGCAUUUGGGCGCAUAGAAUUUAGCACAUGCUAAAUAUACCCAAUAUCACAUUUACCAGUUACAGCGAACGGGAAAACUUGUAAAUAAAGGUUGAAUUUAUAAACUGUAAAAAAUGUACUUUUCUAAUGAUCAAGACGGGUUUAGAGAUUUAGUGAUUUAGAUUUUGUGCUGUUACCAAUUACAUAUUCAUAAAUCAACCUAAUGCGCCUAUAACAGUAAACAGGAAAAGAGUUUCCCAUGGGGCAUCGCAAAUGGAGCUAUUAGACAUUUGAUCACCCCGUUUUAAAACCUAUCAGGAUUUCUCAAUAAUUGAUUCGAUAAACUUAAUUAAAUGAAGGUUCAUAACGCAAUGGAUAUAAAUGAUUACGAAGAAAGAAAAAAAACAUUAAACAAUUUUAUUUC
Nematostella vectensis (starlet sea anemone) is the source of this 2462-nucleotide messenger RNA. RefSeq names its product homeobox even-skipped homolog protein 2. Bases 1338 to 2012 code for a protein of 224 amino acids. The transcript is spliced from 3 exons. Lineage: Eukaryota; Metazoa; Cnidaria; Anthozoa; Actiniaria; Edwardsiidae. The record is from RefSeq and is a predicted model, not a curated record. Gene Ontology annotation, molecular function: RNA polymerase II cis-regulatory region sequence-specific DNA binding; DNA-binding transcription factor activity, RNA polymerase II-specific. Gene Ontology annotation, cellular component: nucleus. Gene Ontology annotation, biological process: regulation of transcription by RNA polymerase II.